This is a messenger RNA of Haliotis rubra (blacklip abalone), 775 nucleotides long. RefSeq lists its product as uncharacterized. The annotation marks the transcript as partial. The record is from RefSeq and is a predicted model, not a curated record. Lineage: Eukaryota; Metazoa; Mollusca; Gastropoda; Lepetellida; Haliotidae. The transcript is spliced from 6 exons.
UAACAAUGAUCAGGGCAAGCCGGUGAUGGGGUAUAGCCGUUUUAAGGAGCUCUGGAGAGAGUUCUUCUCAUCCGUGAAAAUACUGAAGUCAAAGGAUUUCACACAAUGCUCUCUAUGCAUCGUGUAUAGAGAUGCACUACAAAGAAAGAACUUGGCAAAGGAAGAAGUCAUGGCCUUGAAAGAAGCAAAACAGGGACACUUAGCUUUGCAAAGGCUACUUCGAGAGAAGUAUUAUAAACAUGGGGACAAGGCAAAGAGGUCAUCAUCCAAGUAUGUGUCCCUCAUCAUUGACAACAUGGACCAAAACAAGACAAACCUUCCUGUAUUUCCAGAACAAUCAAAGAUUGAUGGCAGCCUUGCACAUGUCAAGCACCACGUGACAGGUGUUGUGGAUCAUGGAAACCGAGCAGCCCAUGCUGUUGUCUGGAAUACAUGUAUUCCAGGCGAUGCAAAUGUAACUUGUACAGUGCUUCUGUAUGUCCUCAGUAGAAUUGCACAGCUGAACCAUGGGCAUCUACCAGAAACGCUGUAUUUACAAGCAGACAAUUCGCCAAAAGAUAACAAGAACAAGACCGUACUGUAUUUUUUGGCAUUGUUAGUCAAAUUGAAAAUCUUCAAAAAGGUGAAACUUUCAUUUCUCAUGGUGGGCCACACACAUGAAGAUGUGGACCAGCUGUUCAGCGUGUUUGCAAGGGAGCUGAGACAGAAACCUGCUGCAACACGUGAUGCUCUCCUGCAAGUCCUUGCCAGCAGUAAUGACCCAAAGCCCACUGCU